AUGUCUUCCGCCUCCAAAGUGGCCCACACGAAAGACAUACUCCACAUCAUCUUCUCCCACCUCUCCGACAACAAAGACCUCCCAUCUCUCCUGCGCACAUCUCCCCUCUUCUUUGGUCUCAUCGCUCAAAAACUCUAUCGCUCGCUACCAAUAUCGAACGUCUUGAAUCCUCUCUUGGGCGUGGAUGCCGGCGGGCGAGGCGGGCCCUAUGGAAAGACCAAGCUGUUGGAGCUCGUACAGACGGUUAUCGUAGAGCGCGCACCGCUGCCCGUCGGUCAUUCAGUAUGGGCAAACUGGUACAAACGGAUUCCCCCUCUCCCUGCUGUCGAAACCGUCAUCAUCCACCCCGCCGAUAAGACCGCCCGACAACAAGGCGGUGCAGAUAAGACCUUGCCAAACGACGCCCUCAUCGAGCGACUUUGCCGCGAUGCUAGUCGGCUACACCUCUCGACACCUUUCUAUACAGCCAGGGCCAAGGGUUUUCAGUCUAUGCCUUCUUUGCCUUGUGUAAAGACACUUGUGGUGAUGGCACACGCGGGGGAGUUUACGGAGGUCAAGUAUGUUGUUGGGAAGCUCACUUACGGGCCCUGGAAUCACGGCCGGAAGGAAUACCCACCUUGCCUCAACAUCAAGGCGGUCCAUAUACUGCUUUGGGGCGAUUUGGUGAAUCCUGGGGCGGGUUUUCUUUGGCUCACCGGCUCAACGAACGAGUUGCUCGGCAACAAGAUCUUGCACGACCUCUGCGAGAUCGUCGAAAACUUCGGCACGCGGUUCUCUAUCAACGAGCUGUGGCUGUACAAUGCCGAUACGAUAUUGGAAAGGUUGAGUGAAUGGACGAAGAGUCGGAAGGUGGAUGAUAUCAAGGCAAAGGUGGAAAUAAAAUUUGCUGAGGAGAUGAAGACGUCGGCAGAGGUCUGGGGCAUGCCGGAGGAGGCUGCGAAGGCUCAAGUCUUCUGGAGGACUGGUCAUGAGUUUUUAGAGGCUUUCUGCGAUAUGCCAGCAUGA
Molecule: messenger RNA, 1005 nt
Organism: Cryptococcus wingfieldii CBS 7118
Lineage: Eukaryota; Fungi; Basidiomycota; Tremellomycetes; Tremellales; Cryptococcaceae
Exons: 1
Coding region: 1-1005 (334 amino acids)
Source: RefSeq, a predicted model, not a curated record